Molecule: messenger RNA, 642 nt
Organism: Echinops telfairi (small Madagascar hedgehog)
Lineage: Eukaryota; Metazoa; Chordata; Mammalia; Afrosoricida; Tenrecidae
Gene: CUNH19orf85
Product: chromosome unknown C19orf85 homolog
Exons: 2
Coding region: 1-642 (213 amino acids)
Source: RefSeq, a predicted model, not a curated record
AUGCACCCCGGGGUGCCCGCAGCCCCAGGGGUCUCUGAGCCCGGCCCCCAGGAGCUGUGCGCCUUCGUGAGCGGGGCGGCAGCCCACAUGCUGCGGGUCCUGCAGCCUCGACGCAGCCGGAUCCCCAAGAGGAGGCCCAACCACAAGAGGUUCCUACUUAACCAGAUUUGCAGACAGUUUGCCAAGAUCGAAGCGGCCACCCAGCACCUGGCCUUGUCCAUCCUGUCCCAGGAGGCGCCUCCUCAGAGACCCCUGCCCCAGAGGCCACCCCUGCCACCCCCUUCCCCCUUCCUGGGAGUGGCCUGCGCUGUGGCCCCCGUCGAGGUGUCCCGCCGAGCUGUCCCCAGCCUGUGCCUGGAAGCCCUGGACGCGUCCACCCUGGACCUCUUCGAAGACAUCGCACUCACCCCGGAGUGUCCCCCUGUGAUGUCUGACCCCUCUUCUUGGCUGCUGCCCCCUGCCGCCGCCACUACCCUGCUGGGCUCAGACCUGCCCAAUCAUGCUCUGAGCCAGCCCUUGCCCCUGACCCAACACGCCCUAGGCGGAGGGGAUGAGCUUCUGGGUCCAGAUUGGGGGUGGGAAAUGCCUUGUGCCUGGGGUCCUCAGGGGGUCCCUGAGGGCUGGGGAGGUUGCUUCCAGUGA